This is a messenger RNA of Carassius carassius (crucian carp), 1643 nucleotides long. RefSeq lists its product as uncharacterized. The record is from RefSeq and is a predicted model, not a curated record. The transcript is spliced from 5 exons. NCBI's taxonomy places the organism in Eukaryota, Metazoa, Chordata, Actinopteri, Cypriniformes, Cyprinidae. The coding region runs from base 444 to 1187 and encodes 247 amino acids.
CUAUGUUAUACUUGUACAGAACAUACAUGUAGAUGCAUAUAAUCUCACACUUGCUAAUGUGAAAAUAGGUCAGAAAAACCACAUGCUGGUGCUGUCAGAAAACACCCAGACAUAUGGCUGAUGAGUUUGGUCAGAAAAAAAAAAUCAGCUUCAAAAUUAAAUUUAUUUUAGGUACCAGUAUAGCAAUUUCAUAAAUCACAAAUAAAACCUAUAGCCAGCUGAAAUGACUCAACCAAAACAAACACUUUAUCUCAUGCACUCUGACCUUCUCAAAUGCUUUAAUAUCAGUAAACAAUCUGGUCAGUUCAAGUUCAGCGUCUACAUCCUCUUUUCAAGGGUGUAUGAUGGUUUCCUUCUCAUUUUUUUCUGACUGUGGUAGCACUUCCUCUCUGACUCGUAGUUAAGUUUACCAUCUUACCGCAUAUGAGCAAAACAAAGACAGAAUGAGGACGGUGCAACUUUUACUCUUCUGUCUGCUGGUGUGUCAAACUACAGCGAGUUUAACUGAUAAACUUGUGAAUUUAGGGGAAAACGUGACUUUAGACUGUGAGAUUGAUGUAACAGACAUUUAUUGGGUUUUCCAGAAACUGACAGACUCUCCGCUGCUGAUACUGCGAACUUUCACAUCAGAAUAUGCAUCAUCUUAUGUACAAGACCAAAGACUGAAAGACAAAUAUUCAUCACUAACUCAAAGCCGUUUAUUUAUUAUUAAUAUAACUAUUCAUGAAUUAGGAAUAUAUUAUUGUGCAAAACCUGCUACACCAAAACUACAGAUCAGCAAUGGCACCAGACUUUACAUCAAUGAAUCUGCCCAAGAUCAAAAUCAAACUGAAUCUGCCCAAGAUCAAAAUGAACCAGAAGAGAAAUAUCAGAAACAGCCAUGUGAGGAAACAUUGGAGAUGCACAUGAUUUUGUCUGUUACAUCCAUCCUGCUGAAUUUUGUGCUGAUCAUUGCAACAAUAGGUUUGUUAAUGCUCAAACUUAAGAAGCCUAGAAAAAGUCAACAACAAGCCCAGAAUGUGCAACCAGAGCAGAUCGAGGACUUAAACAAUGCACAGUAUUCUGAAAUCAAGUUACCCACAUGUUCCCGAAGAGAAAAUCCCAUUCAGAUAAACGGCACUUAUGCACUUCUUCAGAACCCAAAGCCACGUUCUGGAUCAACACAUGCAGAAAUCAUCACAUCGUGAAACAUGCAAAGUUGAUAAUGAGGUCUGACACCUUCUGUGGGUGUAUCAUUUUCAGUAUGAUUGAGUUUUAUAAAGGUAAAUGUAUUUCUGUCACUGUUUGAAUGAAACCAUGUUAUUUGCUUAUUUAUAAAAUGCAUAAUUUGGAUGUGUUUUGCUACCAAGUACCUUAGACAUGUUAACAGAUCGAUCUUGAUUAAUGUGGUUACAGUUUACAUAAAUGUCCAAUGCAUUAAAAUAAAAUUACAAUGAAAAAAAUGUAUUAAUCCUGAUUCAUUUUUAUUUAGGUUAACAAACAUAACUAGUUUAUUAUAAAGUAUAUUAUUUCAGUUUGAUUGUAUUGAUUUUAAGUGGUUAACCAUGCUGUAUUAGGAUGAUUUAGUUGGUCCUCAGACUGGCCAAGAUGGUGUUUAGCUGGUCUCCCAAAUCUGGACAGCCGACAAGUACCCCAAACACAUC